AUCCCAGAAACGGGAAAUGGUUCAUUGGUCCAUGGAUUUCAAGGAUAAGCUUCAUGCUAGCACGCGCUUGAAGCGUCCGAUGUCAGUCACAAUCUGAGGAAAAACGUCCGGAUUACUUGUAUUUGGUAUGCCCGCCGAACGGUGGAUGAACAUUGGAAACGCGCUUCUAGAACUUUGACGGGCAACUUCUUUAUGUCCAUUCAAGAGCACGUCAGGGCUUGCUGCUGACGGCCGUCAACCCAUGAUGGUCAGCCUGCAUGGCCAAAGCCUGAGCCUCAUGUGACAAUGAUCUGCCUUGGUGACGCUACAAUUAGACGCACCUCUCAUGAAGCUGGACAGCAUGAAUAGACAUCCGUUUCCCCAUCCAGCGACGAAUGCAACCUCAUGUUCAAAGAGCAGAACAAGACGAUACUGUGUUGUACAAAUGUGCGGUCCCUCUGACGCCGCCCAAGCAAUUCUAGAUGCCAAUACAGCAAAAAUACUCGGGCAGCUCUUAUGGCACCUGAUUCGAUGAAUCCUUCUCCGCGUCGCGAAUCGCAGACUACAUCAACGGCAACACGGUCGGUUGACCAGCAGAAUGCUAGAACCGGUUGUGAAAUAAUGAGUUGCACUGUCUAAUAGCGGCGCGUUGAAGAAGAGAAGAGGGGAUUUUUAGACAAGUCUGCGAAAAUUUCCAAAAGACAUGUUCAUUCGUGGCCCACCAAGCUGCGAAAUCUAGUGUCACGUGCAGCCAGAUGUGACUGCCUUGCUUGGCCCCCUGAAGAAGCUGGU
Molecule: messenger RNA, 771 nt
Organism: Pseudomassariella vexata
Lineage: Eukaryota; Fungi; Ascomycota; Sordariomycetes; Amphisphaeriales; Pseudomassariaceae
Exons: 2
Coding region: 326-514 (62 amino acids)
Source: RefSeq, a predicted model, not a curated record